Rhopalosiphum maidis (corn leaf aphid) is the source of this 696-nucleotide messenger RNA. RefSeq lists its product as uncharacterized. The record is from RefSeq and is a predicted model, not a curated record. The coding region runs from base 103 to 663 and encodes 186 amino acids. The transcript has 4 exons. Lineage: Eukaryota; Metazoa; Arthropoda; Insecta; Hemiptera; Aphididae.
UUUAGUGGAAAUUUGAUCAACGAUCUAUUCGUGUAUGACUUUACAUUUGCUUCUGAACAUUAAGAGAUACAAGUUUCUUAUUUUUUAUUAAAAAAUAACACAAUGUUGGCAAAAAUAAUUUUCGUCUGUUUCCUAAUGACUGGUGUCAUGUCAUUCCCUAAGGAUGACCAUGAUACCGAACUUCUCAACACAAUCCUGGGAUCUGGAACAAAUAUGUUAAAAGAAUUUUCAAGACUAACCACAGAUGACGAUAGAUUCUCCUUGGACUUGAACGCUUUGUAUAAAAAAUACGAAAUCGCAUCAAAAGCUGACCAAGCUAGAAGCUUUUUGCAAACACAGUUUAAAAGAGGAGCUGAACUCACUAAUGAAUACAUAAAGAAGGUCGAUAUUGAAAGUGAAGAUCAGUUAAAGAAAAGUAUUGAUAUAAUUAAAAAGGAAGACUCCGUAUUAGGAGAUAAAUUAACUAAAUUCUACGAAAAGUCCUGUGACUUGGAUAGAGUAUCUGAAGAUAUUAUUAAGUACGUAUUGGACGCAGAUAAAAUUAAUGGUGCAUAUGAGAAGGCCAGGGCUGCACUUCGUCCAAUAGAACACAAAUUGGCUGAAUCAGUCAAGAAAUUCGAGACUAUCAUUCUUGAACAUCUGCCAAAGAAGGGAAAGAACUAAGAAUAUUUCAAUAAAAACAACAAUUAAACAAUA